Fraxinus pennsylvanica is the source of this 480-nucleotide messenger RNA. Lineage: Eukaryota; Viridiplantae; Streptophyta; Magnoliopsida; Lamiales; Oleaceae. The record is from the annotation of a GenBank genome assembly.
AUGUCGGACGAGGAGCAUCACUUCGAAUCGAAGGCAGAUGCCGGCGCCUCCAAAACUUACCCGCAGCAGGCCGGUACCAUCCGUAAGAAUGGUUACAUUGUUAUCAAAGGCCGUCCUUGCAAGGUUGUGGAAGUUUCAACUUCCAAGACCGGAAAGCACGGUCAUGCUAAAUGUCACUUUGUUGCAAUCGACAUCUUCACUGCAAAGAAGCUCGAAGAUAUUGUCCCAUCUUCCCACAACUGUGACGUUCCUCAUGUUAAUCGCACUGACUACCAGCUUAUCGACAUCUCUGAGGAUGGAUUUGUGAGCUUGUUGACUGAGAAUGGCAACACCAAGGAUGACUUGAAGCUCCCAACUGAUGAAAGUCUUCUUUCCCAGAUCAAGGCUGGAUUUGAAGAGGGGAAGGACCUUGUUGUGAGUGUUAUGUCUGCUAUGGGGGAGGAGCAGAUUUGUGGUCUCAAGGACAUUGGUCCCAAAUAA